Solanum lycopersicum (tomato) is the source of this 2791-nucleotide messenger RNA. RefSeq names its product auxin response factor 12 (gene ARF12). Gene Ontology annotation, biological process: response to hormone; regulation of DNA-templated transcription. Gene Ontology annotation, cellular component: nucleus. Gene Ontology annotation, molecular function: protein binding; DNA binding. NCBI's taxonomy places the organism in Eukaryota, Viridiplantae, Streptophyta, Magnoliopsida, Solanales, Solanaceae. The record is from RefSeq and is a predicted model, not a curated record.
AACACAUGUUUAAAUUAAAACACUGUAUGUCUACUUCUCUGAAACAGCAAGAAAAAGCUCUGUUUUUUUAACGCCGGUUACUAUCACCGAUCACCGGCAGCUUCCGUCACCGCCGGUGGAAUUAGAAAAGUUUUCAGCUUUAACUCCUCCGCUUUAAAGGGUGUCCAAAUAUGCAAUUUUUUUUUCUUUUUAACUCUAUUUAUUAUUAUUAAGAAAUUUAUUCUUGUGUAAAUGCAAGAUUUAGAGUUCCUAAUUCUAAAAUUGUUUCUAAUUUUCAUUUGUGACAAAGAUACAAACUUUUAAUCAUAAAUAUAUAUAAAAUAUAGUUCAAGAACAUCUAUUGCCAAAAAAAAUGAUACCCAUUUAGAGAAAUGAAGUUACUUUAGCCUACAAAAAGUUAUUUCUUGAGCCAUUGUAGAUUUUUUAUUCAGAAUUCCAUUUAAUGGAGAAUCAAGGGUCUUUUAUGUCAAACCAGCAGCAUCAGCAACACAAUUUCUUAGCAGAAGUUUCAGGUGAAGAUGAAUUGUGCCAAGAGUUAUGGAGAUUGUGUGCAGGUCCAUUAGUUGAUGUUCCAAAAAAUGAAGAAAGGGUUUACUAUUUCCCACAAGGUCAUAUGGAACAAUUGGAGGCAUCAACAAAUCAGGAGCUGAAUCAGAGCAUACCAUUGUUCAAUCUGCAACCAAAGAUCCUUUGUCGCGUUCUUCACAUUCAACUUCUGGCUGAACAAGACUCUGAUGAGGUUUAUGCACAGAUUGCUUUGUUGCCCGAAGCAGAUCAAGUUGAGCCGACUAGUCCUGAUCUGUCCCUGCCCGAGCCUCCGAGGCCCAAAGUUCAUUUCUUCUGCAAGGUUCUAACUGCGUCUGAUACGAGCACUCACGGUGGAUUUUCCAUUCUCAGAAAACAUGCUAACGAAUGCCUGCCUCCCCUGGACAUGACCCAAGCGACUCCAGCACAGGAAUUGGUCGCCAAGGACCUUCAUGGCUUCGAGUGGCAUUUUAAACAUAUAUUUAGAGGCCAACCCAGGAGGCAUUUACUUACCACAGGGUGGAGUACCUUUGUUUCCUCGAAGAGAUUAGUUACGGGGGAUUCUUUUGUAUUCUUGAGGAGUGGAAAAGGUGAAGUCCGAAUAGGAAUUAGACGACUUGCUCGCCAACCGAGCUCAAUGCCACAAUCAGUGAUUUCAAGUCAGAGCAUGCACCUAGGAGUGUUAGCUACUGCAUCUCAUGCUGUGACGACCCAGACUAUGUUUGUCGUUUAUUACAAACCGAGAACAAGUCAGUUUAUCAUAGGUCUAAACAAAUAUCUCGAGGCUGUUAAGCAUCGGUAUUCAGUUGGCAUGAGAUUCAAGAUGAAAUUUGAAGGGGAAGAGAUUCCUGAGAAAAGAUUUACAGGUACCAUAGUAGGAGUUGAAGAUAGUUCCUCACAGUGGAAAGAUUCAAAAUGGCGAUCAUUGAAGGUUCAAUGGGAUGAGCCUGCGUCUGUUCCAAGACCUGACAGAGUUUCUCCUUGGGACAUCGAACCAUUUGUGGCAUCAGUCGCUACUCCUCUCGUUCCACCAAUGGGGGUGAAGAAUAAAAGGCAUCGAGCACAUAACGAACCCAAAUCUUCAGAACCUGUUCCUGCUGCUGCACUAGCCGCUUGGAUUCCCUCAGCGCAAUUUAACCCCGUUAUUGAAGGACAAAGUAGUGAUAAUCCAUUUUCCUUGCAUACUUCACAAACAAAUUCAACUGCCACAAACAGUACUUUUAAGGCUCGUGUCGAUGGAAUUUGGUCAGCUUCUAAAGUAAACGCUUCUUUGAAUAUGCUUUUGGAUGAGACAGAAGCCAGUAAAAGUGCUUCACCUCGGCCUGCUUUUCCAAGCUUUGCGUCCUCACAAUUCGGAAAGCAGAACGAUCUCCUGCUUCCUAGUCUAGAUGAUGAGAGAAAAUGUGGUACAAUUACAUCCUGUAGAUUGUUUGGUAUUGACUUGAAAUGUCCCUCAUUUGGUUCUGUUAAUGAGAAUCCGCCUCUAGAACCAGCCAACAAUUCUGAUGGCUCUGCUGAAGGGUGCUCUGGAAACUUGACUUCUGCUGGUGAUUCAGAAGACAACUCUGGCCUUUCAAGAGAUUCUGAAGAUCAGAAGCAAGAGCAGCUGAAUCCACCACCAAAGGAGGUUCACAUCAAGCAGGUUUCUUCCACCAGAACUCGCACCAAGGUUCAAAUGCAAGGGGUGGCUGUGGGACGUGCUGUGGAUUUAACAAAACUGAAUGGAUAUGAUGAGCUCCUAAGAGAACUCGAAGAGUUGUUCGAUAUCCAGGAAGAGCUCCACGCACGAAAUAAAUGGGAGAUCGUUUUUACAGAUGAUGAAGGUGACAUGAUGCUUAUGGGCGAUUAUCCUUGGUCAGAGUUCUGCAACAUCGCGAAGAGGAUCUUCAUUUGUUCUAGUCAAGACAUGAAAAGUUUCAGUGCAGGAACCAAAUCGCCGUCUUGUUUAGAAAGUGAGACAACUGCUUCAACAUGAAAAUUUGGAAGAGAAUAAAGGUAUCUGCAAUCUUCAAUAAUAACGCGUAGAGGAUGAGACUAUGUCGUCUUGUUGAAUAAGCUUGAUAACAAGCAAAUAGUUGAAUCUUUUUUCAUCAUUUAGUGGAGUUAUUAGUAUUAGAAGCUUGUGUAUAUGUAACUUUAUGAUUCUGGUGGAAGUUUGAUUGUUGUAUCUCUAUAGUUGUACUUACUCAUUGUUACAACAUGAAAAACUUACUCACACCGAGUGUUUUAUGUAAAAUCAAUAAGUAUAUGAGACGUAUAUUCUAUA